AUGGACAAUAUAAAGAGUUUUCUGGAAUUUUAUAAAAGUGGAUGGAAGGUUCUAUGGAAUCCGCAAGAAGAACCCCAGCAUAUUUCUACCUACAACUUUAGAGAGCAGAUGAAAGCCAUGUUCUUGUACACAAACUCAGUGGAACGCAAUCUGCCCUAUCGUUCCGUUUGGCAUACUUUCAUAGUGUUUGCAGCAUCUUUUGUUCUCUUGACAUUGUGCUUUGGGCUGAAGGAAUCCUUGGGAGACCUCGUGGAAAUGGGUCGCGAUCUGGCCUUUAUUAUUGCGACAUUCUUUAUUUAUUUCAAGCUCAUUUACUUCCAUUGGUAUGCCGAUGGCCUGGAUGAGAUAAUCGAUGAGCUGGAGGCUUGUCAUCAGUGGCUGAGAGAGGGUCCUGGUUCCGCAGAGGCUCGUACAGUCAGACGUUGGCACUAUAUAGUGAUGUUUGUGAUGAUUAUGGUGUGGUCCUUUUUUAUAGGAGUUUUUGUGAUAUUACUCAAUACAACACCUUUGUGGGUGGCCCAGCAGAACUUGCCCCUCCACACGAUUUAUCCCUUUGAAUGGCACAGCAAGUCCAAGCACCCCAUAGCCCAUGGCAUUAGCUACUUGACCCAAGCCGUGACGUUAUCCUAUGUCCUGGUUUGGCUCCUGAUCAUGGAGGGAAUGUCAGUGUCUAUAUAUUUUGAGAUCACCUGUGCCAUCAAGAUGCUGUGCAUCGAAUUUCGUCACGUAACAGAAAAGUGUCAUGGAAAUGUUGAGUUACUGAGGAGGGAAAUCGACCGUUUGAUCGGACUUCACCAGAAAAUAUUAAGAAUUUUAGACCGCACCAAUGAGGUCUUUCACGGCACUCUCAAAAUGCAGGUGAUAGCCAACUUUUUCCUGGUCUCUUUGUCGGUUUUUGAGGCUCUGAUAUCCCGAAAGGACCUCAAGGUGGCCUUUCAAUUUGGUGUGCUCAUGCUGCUGACCCUGGGACAUUUAUCGAUGUGGUGCAAGUUCGGUGACAUUAUGUCGCAGGAGUCCUUGGACAUUGCUCAGGCUGCAUUUGAGGCCUAUGAUCCAACCUCAGGUUGUAGUGGAGUUAAGAGAGACCUUUGUCUCAUAAUUAAAAGAGCCCAGAAUCCUAUGCAAAUGGUGUCAAGUCCAUUUCCGCCUUUUAAUUUAAUUAAAUAUACGGCGAUAUUAAAGCAAUGUUAUUCAAUCCUCACGCUGUUGCUAAAGACCAUGGAUUAA
This is a messenger RNA of Drosophila kikkawai, 1227 nucleotides long. Its product is annotated as Odorant receptor 65c. The record is from RefSeq and is a predicted model, not a curated record. Gene Ontology annotation, cellular component: plasma membrane. Gene Ontology annotation, biological process: sensory perception of smell; detection of chemical stimulus involved in sensory perception of smell. Lineage: Eukaryota; Metazoa; Arthropoda; Insecta; Diptera; Drosophilidae. Gene Ontology annotation, molecular function: odorant binding; olfactory receptor activity.